AUGACUAUUUAUUUUCAAGUGGAAGUAGUAUAUGAUGAUGAUGAUGAUGAUGAUGAUGAUGAUGAUGAUGAUGAUGAUGAUGAUGAUGAUGAUGAUGAUGAUGAUGAUGAUGAUGAUGAUGAUGAUGAUGAUGAUGAUGAUGAUGAUGAUGAUGAUGAUGAUGAUGAUGAUGAUGAUGAUGAUGAUGAUGAUGAUGAUGAUGAUGAUGAUGAUGAUGAUGAUGAUGAUGAUGAUGAUGAUGAUGAUGAUGAUGAUGAUGAUGAUGAUGAUGAUGAUGAUGAUGAUGAUGAUGAUGAUGAUGAUGAUGAUGAUGAUGAUGAUGAUGAUGAUGAUGAUGAUGAUGAUGAUUUGGAUGAUGAUGAUGAUGAAACAAUGAAUAUAUUUCAUUAGAAGAUCGAUAAGGAAAGAACCGAAAUGAAAUUCAACUAGUAUGAAAAUGUAUGAACAAUAAUAAUCGAAGAUAGAGGACGGAAAUUUGCAGAAAGAAUGAUCAAGAUUGAGACAAUUCAUUGAUAGUUGAAAUCAUGAAUCAAUUAAAGUUAGACCACCAAAUGCCCUGGUACGGUCGAGAGUGGGGAGAGUCCAUUCUCCCUCUCGAAAUGCUCUCAC
This is a messenger RNA of Schistosoma rodhaini, 609 nucleotides long. The record is from the annotation of a GenBank genome assembly. Lineage: Eukaryota; Metazoa; Platyhelminthes; Trematoda; Strigeidida; Schistosomatidae.